Baudoinia panamericana UAMH 10762 is the source of this 933-nucleotide messenger RNA. RefSeq lists its product as uncharacterized. The transcript is spliced from 2 exons. Gene Ontology annotation, biological process: hydrogen peroxide catabolic process; cellular response to oxidative stress; response to reactive oxygen species. Bases 126 to 518 code for a protein of 130 amino acids. The record is from RefSeq and is a predicted model, not a curated record. Gene Ontology annotation, molecular function: heme binding; peroxidase activity. Lineage: Eukaryota; Fungi; Ascomycota; Dothideomycetes; Mycosphaerellales; Teratosphaeriaceae.
UGGGUGGGCCGGACAUCCCAUGGCGACCAGGCCGCUCAGACCGCGAUGUCAGCUUCUGCACGCCUGACGGGCGGCUGCCGGAUGGCUCGAAGGGACAGGAUCACCUGCGUGGCAUCUUUUACAGAAUGGGCUUCGACGACCGCGAAAUCGUCGCUCUCUCCGGCGCCCACGCCCUCGGCCGCUGCCACACCGACCGCUCCGGCUUCGACGGGCCCUGGACCUUCUCCCCCAUCACGGUCACCAACGAUUACUACAAACUGCUCCUCGACGAAUCGUGGGAUUGGCGGAAGUGGAACGGACCGAGGCAGUAUCAGGACAAGACGAAGACGCUCAUGAUGUUGCCGACGGAUAUGGCGUUGAUAAAGGACGAGAGUUUCCGGUCGCAUGUGGAGAGGUACGCGAAGGAUCAGGAUGUCUUCUUUAAUGAGUUCGGGAGUGUGUUAUGUAAGCUGUUUGAGCUUGGUGUGCCGUUUGAGAGUGGAGAGGGGGACAGGAUGGUGUUGAGGAGGACGGACUGAGGUCCUAAAGUAAUGGGAGAUUUUGAGAUUUGUUUGUGUUCUGUGUUAACAUAGCAUCGGCGCUUGGCAUGGCGCAAUGGCGCAGGGUUGCCCGGUUUCGCGGAUUUGCGAGCAGCAGAUUGAGCGGCCUGAUGUGCUGACGCUUGGCCGAGUCGUGGAUGAAGGCUCGAUACUGCGCUCAACAAGCCGCUUCAGUACCGCUACACCCCUACUGCAGUAUCUUUCUGUGCUUUUCAACGUGAAUCCGGGUCUUACUGGCGCCACCACGUUGACGUCGCACUCGUAGGAUAUAUCCUCUCGAGCGCAUCGCACAGCUCACCCAUCGUGGCCCCGGAAGGAAGGAUAUGACACCCCUUCGUCUGUGACCCGUUGGAGGAUUCGUGCCACAGAAGAGACACCAGAAUAGCAACGUCUU